Messenger RNA from Aspergillus welwitschiae, 318 nucleotides. RefSeq lists its product as uncharacterized. The record is from RefSeq and is a predicted model, not a curated record. The transcript has 2 exons. Bases 1 to 318 code for a protein of 105 amino acids. NCBI's taxonomy places the organism in Eukaryota, Fungi, Ascomycota, Eurotiomycetes, Eurotiales, Aspergillaceae.
AUGGCAUUGUGUCGGGGGGUAAAGAAUCAGACACGCCAUUCUGGAUUACUCUACGGAUGGAUAAUGCCAAAACGAAAGGGUCAAUGUUCCGUCUUGAGGUGGGAAACCGGGGAAUGUCUCCAUGCAAUCUGGCCGACCAGAACCAGCAGCCAUGGUAAACAGAGGCUAACGGUGGGCAACAUACUGGCUGGUGCCGUGUGCUCAAGACGGAAUAUCUCAGUCACCGAGAGCCUGUCCGUUGGAGAACAGAGAAAGUUGUCGCUGUGCUUUGCCUUGGUGGUUACUGCUAUCUUGAGGGCCAGGCAGUUGUGCUCAUAG